Messenger RNA from Gekko japonicus, 2570 nucleotides. RefSeq names its product adenylate kinase 4 (gene AK4). Bases 250 to 921 code for a protein of 223 amino acids. Gene Ontology annotation, molecular function: nucleoside diphosphate kinase activity; AMP kinase activity; ATP binding. Gene Ontology annotation, cellular component: mitochondrion; cytoplasm. The record is from RefSeq and is a predicted model, not a curated record. Gene Ontology annotation, biological process: nucleobase-containing compound metabolic process. NCBI's taxonomy places the organism in Eukaryota, Metazoa, Chordata, Lepidosauria, Squamata, Gekkonidae. The transcript has 6 exons.
UAUUUCUGCGUGCGAGCGGGCUGAGUAAUUGGGAAGAGCAAUUUGCGUUUGCAAAGAGACUGGUUCUCUUCUCUUAAAGGCGCAGGCGGAGCCGUGGGCUGGCAAGAGAGCAGCCGUACUGUCUGUUAUUUUUGUCUGGGAGAAGCUCGAUAGGUACCAUGUGAAAAACAUUUUAAAACGCCAUUUUGCAGGCUUAUUUUCCUUGGAUUCCCCCCCCCCUUUUGCGCUCGAAAGAAGUGGGAGAUCUCAAUGGCUGCCAGGCUUUUGCGAGCGGUUGUCUUGGGACCUCCGGGCUCUGGUAAAGGAACGGUGUGCGAGAGGAUCGCCAAGAGCUUUGGUCUCCAGCAUCUUUCCAGCGGGCAGUUCUUAAGGGAGAACAUCAAGGCAAACACCGAUGUUGGUAUAUUGGCAAAGCAAUAUCUAGAAAGCGGCCUUUUGGUGCCAGAUCAUGUAUUCACACGUGUCAUGAUGACAGAACUGGAAAAAAUGCAGACCCAGCCUUGGUUACUGGAUGGUUUUCCUAGGACUCUGGGUCAGGCUGAAGCACUUGACAAGAUAUGUGAACUGGAUUUGGUGAUAAGCUUGAACAUCCCCUUUGAGACACUAAAAGACCGCCUAAGUGCUCGUUGGAUUCACCCAGCCAGUGGACGAGUAUAUAAUAUGGAAUUUAACCCACCUCGUGUGCAUGGGAUAGAUGACAUUACGAGUGAGCCUUUAAUCCAGCGGGAAGAUGAUAAACCGGAGGCUGUUGCUGUCAGGCUAAGGAAAUACAAAGAUGCUGCAAAGCCUGUAAUGGAGCUGUACAAGAACAGAGGAAUCCUACAUUCGUUCUCUGGGACAGAAACCAACAAAAUCUGGCCUUAUGUAUAUUCUCUGGUGUCCAGCAAGAUUCCUCCAAUCCAGGCAGAAGAAGUAAAUUAACUGUCUCUUGACCAGGAACAAGAGGGAACAACUGUUACGUUUACAGAAGUGUGUGCUGUAUCUGUGCUCUGCCCCCUCCCGUUUUUUCCUUUAGGAAAAUGGCUGUUCUUCCUGGAGAAAUAGCUGUGGGAGUUCAGCUAUAACAUUUUCCUUGAAAGAUGAUGUAUAUGGAUUCAGUUCCCAAGCUAUAAAGUAUUUGUGCAUUCCUCCAUAUUACCUUAGUUGGUUAUGCAGAGACUGAUUUUCUUAAGCAGGUAUAUAGAACCUGUUGGUUCAUUCCAGCCACUAACAGUGGUUCUACAUAUUAAAUGUGCCAUUCCUUGAAUUUUGAAAAAGGUUUUCUUUUUCUAAACACUCCAUGGCAAUUUAAAAUAACCAGCCCUAGUACUUUAAAUAUAGCUAUAAUGUGAUGAGCACUAUGGAAAAUAUGAAUUAUACAGGUCAAAUAAGUGUGCUUGAAUAUUAGUAAAUGGGGAGUUAAAUCAUGGUGGGUUUAGAUGUGUUGGUUCUCAAAGAGAACCACCAUGGAAAAAUAUCUGUUAUAAAAUGCUGCUUAGAAAGAAAGAACUAGGUUUAAACUUGAUGGUGUGACUUCAGGCUAUUAUGUAGGUCGGGGGAUAGUUGUGGCCUAUUUUGGAUCAAGAAAAGUUGCACUACUUGAGAUUUUGGGGUUUUUUUGAUAGCUUUAAUAUUCUGCAAUAGAGUCUGACUGGAUAAAAUCUUUCACUAAAGGCCAAUUUGGCCUCUGCUUUUUGGACAUACAAGUUGUCCCAACUGUCUCCAUGUAAGUGUUCUUAUGAACAAAUGAAACAUAUGAAUCAGAUGAUUGAGGAUGUAGUUCGCAGUACAUUCCCAUGACUGCAAACAGUAGGAUAAAUGUGAUUGUGAAUACUGUGGCAGAUCAUAUCCAUAAUCUUCUUGUUUGCAUGUUUGUCCAUGAUGUGGUCAGUCAGUAUUGGUCACAUAUGUGUACACACUAAAGUAUUGCAUGUAUUUGACCAAAAGCCUUGAUUCAGUUGAUAAAUUGGUGUUGCCACCUUGUAGAAUAUAGCUCCUUUUAUUGCCUUAUUAUUAGGCCCUUUGUUCUUGAAGUGUUACUCUUGAGGCUAAAUUCUUUUAAGCAUGCAGUUAACUUGAGCAUAUUGGCCACAUUCUUGACCAGUUUGGGUCAAAUGCCAAACAAAACCAUUCCAUCUUCUAAAGUAGCAAAUUCAGUUUUUAUGCUGGACUGUUGAAGAACUUUCAUGUCUGUGCUGCAAGAAUCCUUGCAUAUUUCAUAGGAUGCGGGGGAUGCUUUUUUCCUGCAGAAUGUGCCAGUGUGUAGGGAUGAACCCUGCCUAUUGGCUUUGGAGCAAAUGCAAAUGGAGAUCAACCUAAAAUAUGCUAAGUUUUGCUCUGAGAAAGGGCAUUGCAGGGAAGGAUCAGUGGUUAUGGAGUAAUGUAAUAGUAAUGUCUUCCAAGGAAGCUCAUUUUAGGGCUGGUCUAGAUGAUAUAAUUUCCUGUGUUUCAAGUGAUGAUGCGAUGUCUGGAGUGAAUACUUGCCAUGAAGGACGAUUGCUGCAAAUGUUAAUCUCCACUGUAUGGUAUAAAGGAUUUCUUAAAAACCUUUUCUCCCAGAGGUUGGGAGAUUCCAUGGCCUAUAAGUCUGU